Penicillium pulvis is the source of this 1656-nucleotide messenger RNA. RefSeq lists its product as uncharacterized. The record is from RefSeq and is a predicted model, not a curated record. Bases 1 to 1656 code for a protein of 551 amino acids. Gene Ontology annotation, biological process: transmembrane transport. NCBI's taxonomy places the organism in Eukaryota, Fungi, Ascomycota, Eurotiomycetes, Eurotiales, Aspergillaceae. Gene Ontology annotation, molecular function: transmembrane transporter activity. The transcript is spliced from 5 exons. Gene Ontology annotation, cellular component: membrane.
AUGGUUUCCCAAUCCAAUGACUAUGCAGAUCAGGAAAAAGGCCCCGAGGUCACACUGGCCGCUAACGAGCAAUUGAGCCAUGCGCAACGACCCAAAUGCUUCAACUCAACCCUCCAGGAAUGUCUCUUCGUUCUGACAGCCACCAUGGCCAUCGGCCAGCAGUCUUUUUUCCAAGGCUGCAUUGUUGGCGUGACUGCAUCAAUCGGAUCUGAUCUGAAUAUGAAUUCUGCUGAAAUCACCUGGAUCAAUGCCGGCGCCUCUCUCAGCAGCGGUGCCUUCCUACUGACAUUUGGCAAACUAGCCGAUAUGUUCGGCCGGAAAGUGCUUUUCAUCAUUGGCAUGGGUGGUUUCACCAUCUCCCUACUAAUCGCCGGCUUCGCCACAAAUGCUAUCUACAUGGACGUUUUCUCCGGUAUCUUGGGUCUAUUCGCAGCCGCCGUGGUUCCCCCGGCAGUUGGUACCCUAGGAGCCGUGUACGAGAAGCCAUCGAAGCGCAAGAAUCGCGCGUUCGCUUGCUUCAGUGCCGGAAAUCCGCUUGGUUUUGUAGGUGGCAUGAUUAUUUCAGGCGUUGCGUCAAAUGAGUAUAACUGGCGUGCCUCCUUUUGGGCUCUUGCUGUUGUUUAUGCCAUCUUUACAGCGUUGACUGUGUGGACGGUUCCUCCUGAUGGAUUUGCGAGGACGCCAAUUAGCGUUGAGGCAUUCAAGAAGUUUGAUCUUCUCGGUACGGCCUUGGUGAUUGUUGGGUUCGCGUUCUUCUCUAGCUCUCUUUCACUUGCUGGAGAUGCACCAGAUGGCUGGAAAACAGGGUAUGUUCUUGCCCUUUUCAUCGUGGGUUUCUUCCUGCUUGUCGCCUUUCUGUGGUGGCAGUCGAUCACAGCAACCCCCCUGAUGCCACUAUGGGUCUGGAAAGAUCGCAACUUCGCCCUGCUCAUGGCAAUCUUUUGCCUUGGCUUCAUGGGCUUUUCUGCUGUCACUUUUUACCUGUCCCUCUAUCUGCAAAAUGUUAAACAUCUCACCGCACUGGAGAUCACUGCACGAUUAAUGCCUAUGGUUGUCAGCGGUGUCACGGUGAAUGUCGUAUGUGGCCUGAUCUUACACCGUGUUAGCAACAGCUUGUUGACAGGGAUCGGUGCACUGGCAUAUACCGCCUCGUUCCUGAUCUUGAGCUUCAUGAAGGAAGAUGCCAUCUACUGGGAAUACAUAUUCCCCGCUCUGAUACUUGUGGUCGUUGGUGCAGACAUUCAGUUCAACGUUACAAAUAUGUACGUCAUGUCGUCACUCCCAUCUGACCAGCAAUCAAUUGCCGGUGGAAUUUUCAACACAGUCAGCAAACUAUGCAACAACCUAGGCCUUGGCAUCGCUACCUCCGUCGAAAGCGCGAUGGCUAAUCAGAUGACUGCUUCUACGCCUGCUAUCAGACCCUAUCUGACUGCCUAUUGGUUUGCUGCGGCAGCGGCUGGUGCUUCCCUUUUCAUGGUGCCUUUCUUGACGUUGGGAACUCAGGGAGGUGAUGCACCCACUGAGAUGGGGGAUGAGAGUGUGAAUGAGCUAGCAGAGCAAAAAGCUAUUACCGAUGUUAGCUCUGCGCCUGUGGCUCCUGGAACGGAGAUUCUCUCAGAGGCUCCAGCCUUGGAGGUUGGAGUAAAGCAUAAUUGA